AAGCAUAAUGACAUUUAUGAGGAAGCUGAGGCACAGAGAGAAAAUCAUCAAAACACAAUAAUACAGGAGGUGGUACAACUGGGAUCUCCUUCAUCCCCGGGCAGGCUGACUCCAGAGCCCACCCCCUGAACCGCUGCACCAGACUGGCCCAUCCACAAGGCGAUUGAUGGGACUUGCAUGCCCCAAGACUGUUUAAUCCUGUUGGAGAAUACAUUCGCCCUGGUUCUCCUGAUUCUGGCAAGUCUAAUCUCACCAUCCAUGAAUUGCUAAGCAGGCACGCUUAAGGAUUAUUUUUUAAGAAAGGUCUGAAAGAUGAGUCGUGGAUACCCCGAGAACAACAAUUUCCUGAACAAUAACAACCAAAUGGUGUUGGACAUGAUCCUUUAUCCGCUAAUUGGAGUCCCUCAGACCAUCAACUGGGAAACCGUAGCAAGGCUGGUGCCUGGAUUAACACCCAAAGAGUGUGCGAAAAGAUUUGAUGAGCUGAAGAGCAGUGGAAGCUCACCUGUGGACAACCAGUAUAAUGCUCUCAUGGCUACGGGCGAGAGUCCUGUGGAAACAUUAGCCACAUAUAUCAAAGCCUCGCUUCUUGAUACACACGGAGACCUUCAGGAGGCUCCUGGGAGUCAGGAUGCAGGGUCCAAAACAGGAAGACAUAGUAUAGCUUCCACACGGAAUUGUUCUUCAGACAGUGAAAAUGGUACUACUCACAAUGGUGGAGAAGAGCCGGAAGAAUCUGAAGGGCCAAAUAUGGUGAUCCAUGUAUGUGAUGAAGCCAAAAAUUUGAAAGAAGAUUUUACUUGCCCACGAGAUCUUUUGAUAUCAGAAAUGAAGUACUUUGCUGAAUAUUUAUCUAUGGAUGCCCAGCGCUGGGAAGAGGUGGACAUUUCGGUCCACUGUGAUGUUCACAUCUUCAACUGGUUGAUAAACUAUGUUAAAAGGAACACUAAGGAGAAUAAAGAGUGUGAGAGGCCCACUUUAGAGCCAGGAAAUGUCGUUUCUAUUCUUAUUUCCUCGGAGUUUCUGAAAAUGGAUUCAUUGGUUGAACAGUGUAUUCAAUAUUGCCACCAAAACAUGGACGCCAUCGUCGCCACGCCGUGCAAUAUGAACUGCGUUAACGCAAAUCUUCUCACUCGGAUAGCCGAUCUGUUCACACACAAUGAAGUGGAGGAUUUAAAGGACAAGAAAGAUAAGUUUAGGAGUAAACUGUUCUGUAAGAAGAUUGAGAGGCUCUUUGAUCCCGAGUACUUGAACCCGGAUUCUCGCGGUAACGCAGCCACCUUAUAUCGAUGCUAUUUAUGUAAGAAACUUUUAACAAAGGAAACAGAAAGAAGAAUUCCUUGCAUUCCUGGAAAAAUCAAUGUGGAUCAACAUGGAAAUAUUAUCUAUAUUCACCUAAGAGACAAGACUUGGGAUGUUCACGAGUAUUUGAACAGCUUCUUUGAAGAAUUAAAGUCUUGGAGAGAUGUGUACUGGCGCUUGUGGGGAACGGUCAACUGGCUGACUUGUUCAAGAUGCUGUCAAACCUUUCUCUGUACGGAGUUCUCGCACUGUCAGUACCACUCGGAAGCAGUGGUGUACCCUCCGACCACGAGCUCCCAGAGUGCCAUGGGCACUGGGCUCUACCCCUGCUGUAACCAAAAGGUGCUACGGUUUGAUCCCAGUCAGCUUACCAAGGGCUGUAAAGUGAGGGACCACCUGGUCACCCGUUGCCAUCCAGCUGAAAGUGAGGACGUGCAGUCCUUCCCAACAACGAGAAUUCUGGACGACCUGAUCAGUCACAAAGAUGUCAUCGCUGUGCCUUUUUCCAAAGAUGCAAUUAGUGAGCCCGGGGUUGGCCAGUGUGAGGAAAAGGGUCUGGACUGUGAUGUGUCACUGGAGCCAAGCACACCGUGGGGCCCCAGGACCGGGGAGCUCAAUGCUUUUUUGUCGCUGAAAAACUGGACGCUGCAACUGAAACAGCAGUCGUUAUUUUCCGAAGAAGAAGAAUAUACCACUGGAUCUGAGGUCACUGAAGAUGAAGUUGGAGAUGAAGAAGAAGUGUCCAAAAAACAAAGGAAGAAGGAGAAGCCAAAGAAAUUCACUAAGCAGCCCAAAAAGCAGAUGUCCUCACCCUGUGCUCAGAAGCGAGAGAAGGCCCCGGAGAAGUCAGCUUCCAGAGACGCAUCUCCUUUCAUUGUGAGUAUUCAGAAAAACAAGUGGGAUGUCACCAGAUCUCUGCGAUUCAACCAGGAUGCUCAAAGGGAAGACGACCAGCGGCGGAUGUCUGAAAUUACAAGGCAUCUAAUAAAAAUGAGGCUGGGCGAUCUGGACCGGGUCAAGUCAAAGGAAGCGAAAGAAUUGGCAGGAGGGAUUUACUCCAGGCUGGAAGCACAAAUCAAGGCCUCCGUGCCCCCCAGCGGUCGGCAGAGCAGCACAGAGAAGAACACCAGGUCUAAAAGCCGUUUGGGCCCAGGGCGUCCCGUAUAGAGUGCCUUCUGGAUUCCACUAAAAAGACAGAUUCCUGGUCAUCGGAAGUGGCUGCCCUUCUUGGGAGACCUGCAGAAGAUCUUUCAGAUGUUUUAAGUUACUGAGUAUUCUUGUAAGCCACAUAGACCACAAUGUGAAGAGAAAUACAUAGUUAGGUCUUAAGAAAACUGUAAGUAAUCCACUUGAAAUCUCCAUUUCUUCUAGUGUUAUUCUAAGUGAUGUAGAAGAAGACAAUUAUUUUAAAUGUACCGUCUUCAGGCUCCCACAUUUGUUAUCCUUGAUUUAUUUAUUUGAACGAGACGAGGCCUAACCCUUAAGCUAAGGUUUCUAAAGAAGCUGAAAAAAACGUUAUUGGAACGCAGCUGUGGUGUUUUCUGUGCAUGUGCACUGGGUGUAGUGUGUCUCUUGGCCUGUACAUCUCAGGACAGCAACAAGGACUGUGAUUUGCUGGCAGUCCCCGGGAUGCUAAUUGUAAGUUUGCAUGACCAUUCAGGGAUGAUAGAUUCCAAGACUGCGUUAAAUAAAGUUUGAAGGUGAGGUAUUUCCUGUGUUGGGCAGAGGGUCCUUACCCCCACCCCACCCCCAGCAUUUGCAGAAAGCACAAUGUUAAACUCCACUUUUGAUUUCUGUCCCUUAAAUGCUUGUCUCUUUGUCAGUUAUCACCUUUCUUCUGUGAAGCUAGUGGCAGUCUGAGUUUGUUACAAUAACUGUUGGUAGUUUUAGAAAACUCCAUCACUUCAGUUGACACCAGCUGUACUUGUUCUCAGGGCCCAACCCCCAGCCAUAUUUCUACAGCCAUUCCAGUAGCCCCUGAAAGCCGUUUGAAUUACUCAUGACUUCAGAGCUGUCUAGGAGACAAUCCCAAAGAUCUUUGAUGGGUGAAAAAUUUCUCAAGAAAAAUCACAAUAAAAUUGUAUUCUGUAGAUCAUGUUUUAAUUUUUCUAACCAGGCAGAAAGCCUACUCAGGGAAAAUCUAUUCCAAACCAUCAAUAAACAUAUGAUAAAUUAUGUGUUUGGAAAUUACUUAGGUGUAGGUCUCUGAAAAAUGUUAAGAUGAAUCGUUUUUAUUUUUCAGCCUUCAUUUGCCGUCUAAUUGAAAACCUCCCAGUUGUUAAAUUCAAGGACAGGCUCACAGAAGUGUGUUGGAAUGGCAACUUCCGUAGGAAUGUUGAAGUGUCACACUUGAUUUAAACUAUUUUAAUCACUAUUUUUCGUGAAUCACUAUUUUAAGUGAAAAGUUUAGUUAAUAAAUAAAACUGGGUAUCAUUUGAUGUUGUAGGUAUAGAUUUACUUAAGUCUUUAACUUCUGUUUGGAAAUUUUCUUCCAGUUCAUAUAGUUUCCAGUUAUUUGAUGCUUAUGAAAUAGACUGACAGUUUUUUCUUUUCAAAAAAUGUUUUCUAGUACAUUGUUUAUACAUUCUGUUAAAUAACAGAAUCUUGUUGUAGUUGGCUAUGUUCUCUGAUGAAAAGGUUUGGGGUUUGAAUCUGUCCACAGGGCUCUGGUCACCACAACUUGAAGAGGAAAAGAUUUUUAACUGACAGUGAAAAAUAGAGCUGCUUCUCCCCUAGGGGAAUUGUACCACUGAAUUGAUUUUUUUCUCCCACAACCUGGAGUUUAUCAGAAUUUGUUUCUCUUUAGAAUGUGUUCCCCAGCUUAUUAAUAUAUCUAUAUUACCUAUCACAGGUACCACGGACACUUUAAUCAAACUGUUAAUAGUAUUUUUUUUUUUGCCAAAUACUUUGAGGUUUUACCUAAUGUCAAUUCUGAAUUCCCAGCUCUCUAAUUGAAAUAAAUGUUAAUGACAAAAGUUGUCCGAAAA
Messenger RNA from Echinops telfairi (small Madagascar hedgehog), 4289 nucleotides. RefSeq names its product SANT and BTB domain regulator of CSR (gene SANBR). Bases 313 to 2469 code for a protein of 718 amino acids. The record is from RefSeq and is a predicted model, not a curated record. The transcript is spliced from 24 exons. Lineage: Eukaryota; Metazoa; Chordata; Mammalia; Afrosoricida; Tenrecidae.